Molecule: messenger RNA, 7638 nt
Organism: Eufriesea mexicana
Lineage: Eukaryota; Metazoa; Arthropoda; Insecta; Hymenoptera; Apidae
Gene: mwh
Product: multiple wing hairs
Exons: 6
Coding region: 4240-7638 (1132 amino acids)
Biological process (GO): cell migration; cortical actin cytoskeleton organization; regulation of cell shape
Cellular component (GO): cytosol
Molecular function (GO): actin filament binding; small GTPase binding
Source: RefSeq, a predicted model, not a curated record
AUCGCAUAAGCAACGAUAUAUCGUCGUUGACACUUUUCGCAAAUAUAGUUAACAACGAUAUAUCGUCGUCUGAUACUAAAGGGGUUAAGACAGAAAGAUAACACACGUGAGCACGAUAAAUCUAACUACAUGCAACUGAAACAGCGAUUAGCGUAGCCUGGAAAAUAUUUAAUUAUUCCAAAGUGGAUCAUAUAAAUAAUCAGUAGCCCCCGUUCCACUUUGUUAACAAUGUAACCGAGUUGAAAAAUGCGACCACUUUAAUCCACAAUUAGUAUCCACAAUUAGUAUCACGAACGAAAGAAAAACGACGAACGGUGUAAAAGUGUGAAAAGGCCAUAAGCCGGUGACGUUGUGAUUCGAGUAACCAAGAUGUACGAUAAUAAUUGCAAGAUCCAUCUCAUUAGUACAUUCAUAGCGUUUCCUUGUUCCCGACAUUGCACAAGAAGCCGGAAGCGGCCACGGUUUCUUUUCGCUCAAUGAUACACGAGUGCAAUCACUUAUCUCGUGCACCGAACGGGCUAAUCCGUUUUGGCCAGCAAUCCCCGCAGCGUUCCACCGACGCUGUUCGAACCGGAGAAACCAGUGGCUUCCUAUUUUAAUUUCUUUCGGAUUAUCCGUGUAUGGGAAUACGUUAUUUAAACCCGAAACCAGUUGGUCCCGCUACGAGAUUAGCAUUGGCCAUUAGUACUCGUCAAAGGCAGAACUUGACCCGGCGUCGAGGUAAGUGGCAACGCCAUUUCUAUAUAUUUCAAUCAGCGAUGUAGGUCUUAUAAUUCUCGGUUACGUAGCACGGCGCUGCAAUCGCCGUAAAUUAUUGGCUUCCCUGGAUUCCUCGAUAAAGAAUCAUCGACGAGGGCCGAACGGUUUAAAGAUCGGGGAGAUCAAUUUUUCAUCACAGGCGAACCAUAUUCUAGGCUGCCCGAUGAAAGAUGAAGUUAUUAAAAUUUACAGUAAUCGCGAGGAAACGUUUAACCGUGGAUCAAACGGUAUAUCAAGAUGAUCGACUUGGACAAUGGGACGAAAAACCGAGGAACAACCAGCCAGUGACGAUAGGCGGCAAACAAACGAUAAAUCGCUCAGUGAAAAUAACGUUUUUCUUCGGGGUUUCCCUGCUCCGCUGAUUAAAGGGGUCUACUCGCGUGCUUGUUACAGUACAGACCCAUUUUCAGGCAUGAAAACCACGCUUCAUGCGAAUUCUAUCCCGCAGCGGUACUUGAUUACCUUUCAUUAGAAAAUCACAGUAAAAUCAGCGAACUGGCCUAACGGAUUUCAACUCGGGUGAAAACUAACAAACACUGGCAACAUUUUUCUCCUACUCGCUGGCGAAUAAUCCGCGGAAUAAUCCGCGGCGUAUUAAAACGAUCCGGAUGCAUCGGACCGGCUCGCAGGAUACGAAUUACGCGCGAAGGAAGUAUCUAUUUUCCGAGCCGUCUUAUUAAUGCACGAAGGAGGAGGCUUUACGAAGAAGAAGGCUUGCUUGGAAUUUCACCUUUUACCUCGACGAGCCGGCCAAUUCUGGCGAUGCUGUAAAUCGAGGAAACCUGCGCGCGGCUUCCUUCUCGCGCGAACCUUUUUCGACAAACAGAACCGAACCGAACCGAACACGAUUUACUUUCUCCGAGAAUCGGAUAACCGCGCGUUCAAAAUCAUAGCGUUCCCGCUGUUUCGCGGCUAGGAAAUCACAAGACUCGCGAUGCCGCGUCCCGUGAUGGUGAUUGGAAAAAUCGAGCGGUAAUUUAUCCGAUCAUUUAUCUUCGUCUUAUCAACCGCGUUGAUCUUCGCCGCGAUCUCCUCUAUGAUCUCCUGCACGAUCGCCUCUCUAUGAUCUCCGGCUGCGAUCUCCGCUGGGCGAGUGGAUCCGGAGGAACCCACCACACACCAUCGAUCGGUGCCUGAUCGAUGCACGCAAGCCGGUGGGGACCGUGGUGGAGAAGCUCUGACCCAGUGAAUCUGUUGCCUGGAUUUACGCGUAUUCGGCGCGACCUAGAGGGCAUCGGUGCGACGUAGGUCGUGACUUGACCCACACACACGGUCCGUGAAUCCUCCUGGACGUCGGAGGCGACCGCGAGGCGGGAUGUAGAGGAGCUUCGUUGGAGAGAGGCGAUGCUCACACGUGCACCUCGGGGCAUUCACGAGUUGGCAGUCGGCUGUUGAAACCCGCCCGGUGAAUGCCUCUCCAGCCUCUCGUGCACGUAUUUUUACCGACCUUUCGAUACACCCAUGGGGUUCGCGUACACGCAGGAAUUUCCAACCUAGGCACGAAUUAUCAUACGCCAGCAGUGUAAUUCGCAGAUGCGCGAAUCCAGCAAACGAGGAUCCGACGUUGAAAAGCCGAGUGUGGUAAACGUCGACAGCCAGUGACGCGUGACACAGACUUGGAAGAAAGUGAAACGUGAUUCUGCCGUGGACAGGAAGUUAUAGGACGGCUCGAGCUGGCCGUGGAGUUUCACUCGAUUUUAGAAUCUACGUGUAACAACACCGCUCUGUUCGCACAGAGAAAUUCAGUGCAAUUAAAACGACGACACGCAUCGGCUGGGACCUCAUGCGAGACCGUUCGAGCGAUCCGAACGUGUAGAUUGCGGUUCGACUUGGUCGUUGUGUCUGCUCGCUGUAUUGGUAAAUAUUGCCACUCGAAUACCAGCAGGAGAUAUCCCGAAGCUCACCAAGGCCUUGGAACUCGAUUUAUGAAUUUUCGAGAGCAACGAUAUCCCGUAUUAAGAAUAUCCCGACUGGUUCCCGACUGUUCCAGAGAAAACACCUCGCGCAGUGCUACAAAUAACAGUUCCACGAAAGAAAGGUGCAAGAAAUCGGCUGCCUUAAACGGAAGAAAAAUGCUCCUCGCUCCGAGCGAGCAAUGCAGAGUAAUAACGGUUCCAACGAUUUUUCGCGUGUCAGUGGAUCACUAGGUUUUCUCUAGCCAUCCCGUCUGCUUGACUUUUUGCAAAAGGUCACAUAGACGAGUAUAUUUCGCUGGUCGCGUCGUUGUUCGCCGAAUCGAUUAAUUCCUCUUCGCGUCAACGCGUGUUUACUUUCCAUACACGAACAAAUUGUUCUAUCAGGCUGUCUAUUAGACUCUUAUCGCGAUAAAUCGCGGAUAAGACCGGGAGCCGAUUGGACGCGAGCAGCAUGAUUCGCUCGAAAUUUACAUCGGGACGCCGUUAUGUCGGUUUGCGAGAAAUUUGCACGACGAAACGUCUAAUGUGGCACUCGGCAAGAUGAAUGGCCGUGGAGGUUCCGCGACAGGACGCGUUUCGAAGGAACUCGUUCUUUUCCAUUCGAGUGCGCCAACGGUGGCGGUGCAUGAUGGCAGAGCACGGUGAACAAGUGUGGGAAUCGUCGGGCUACCGGCUACAGUGACACUAAUGACGUUAACGACACGAAGAUAAUAUGUCGCGUGAAACGUAGCAAGGACACGCGUACCGGUGUCGGUAACGAGACUUUAAUUGUGCGGAACUCGGGUUAAUUAAAGAGAAAAAAGAAGGAAUCUUGAUGGAACGAUUCGAGAAUGGAGGUUGAACCUGUAAUCUGAAAGUGCACGUGAGUGUACAUCGAUGAUGUUAUUCCACCAGAAUGCUCGUAUCUCGACCGAUCGGUAUAAAUAUGCGAUUAAAGGCGUAGAAAUCGUAUAAACGAUCACGCGGUGUAGUCGUAAAGAUAAUUUAUGGAUCCGUAUGCCGAGAUAUGAUAAUAAAGUCACGUUGCAGAGACGCGCUUCGCUGUCCUUUCGCCGCUGGAGAAAGAAGCGCCAGGUACACGCAGCUAUUUUAUAAAUGCUCCCUUCGAGGGGUCAGCCAAGCCCGUAAUUACGCAAGUACUAACACAGUCGCGAAGGCAGAGACAAUGCAGGAGAUAGCGAGAUAUCGGUGAGACAUCGUGCGAAAAAAAUUCCUCAUUGCCCAAGGAAUGUGGGCGUAUCGGGCGAGAUAUCUAAUCGAUAAGCAGAAAAAUCUUGCGGGUAAAGAGGAUUACAAAAAGCAUUCUACACGCGGUGAAUAUCGUUAACAUUUCCCUUAGCACUUGGACGAACAGUGCUGAGAGAACGGAAGAGACUCCGAGAAGUCAAAACGCAGGAAAAAAGUGUGAACCGAAGUGUUAUUUUUCUCGCGUUCUUUCGCGUAUUCGUAAAUUAUGCGAAUUUAUUAUUAAAUGAACUUUUAAAUUUCGAUGAGGACUGGUUAAAGUAGAGGAAAUUCGAAGAAACUGCAACUAGGAAGUCGGAGGUUACCGACAGAGGGUAAAAUGGGAAAUACAAGAUCGCAACCUUGCCGACGGGGCAAGUCGCUUUAUCUGUUCUACCUUAUCCAUCGAACAUGGAGUAUCGUGAUUGAUCAUCGGAAGGACCAAGGGCGCUCGGAUGAUACCGAUCGAGAAACUGAUUUAUCAUCGAGGUGCAGUGGAUGCAACGCGUGCGAUUAUGGUCAAGACAGUCUUACGUUCGACAGCGAGACGGACAUGGCUCCGAACGCGGAGGAGGAGUUGCUGGUGGUAAAGCCGUGGGGGCCUCAACCGGAAAAGGAGCGAUUAAGACCACCUACGUACAACGCGGAGGACUACGCGAUCGCCCUGAGACGAUGGGGAAGACGUCCAUUAGGAAGUGUUCAAGACUCGCAGGGUACCCUGCCGUCGACAACCAGUUCGAGUUCCGGUUACGCUUCCGGAAGCGGCGAGAUGACCUUGAGACAAUUCACCUCGGUCAGCGAGCUGCUGAACAAGCUCAGGGCGGACCUCAGGCUGGCGUUUCCAAGCUUCGUCCAAGAAUUCGCUUCACCUCCAGCCGAUGGGAUUACGCUGCUCCUAGAGACACUUCGUGGCGUACAGCUGGCCCAAAGUUCACCACCCUCUUCCGGUCACACAGGUCCAAGAGUCGGAACCAGAAGAGCCGCUCUGGACGAGUUGGGUUGCGUGGAGUGUCUAGCUGCCUGCACCGAACGAUGCACCGAUGCACCGAGGCUCCUAGUGCAAGCUCAACCCGGUCUUCUUGCUCUGGCAGUUUGUCUGACUAGUAGCUUGAACCGGUCUCGAGUCCUGGCUCUCCAGCUACUGACCAAGGUUUGCCAGACACCCGGUGGCCACGCGAUAGUGUCGGAAGCUGUGUCCACGUUGAGGUUAAAAUACGGCGAGGGUGGACGAUUCCGUUUCCUGGCUGGUGCUCUCCUAGCUCCCAGAGCAGCCAUUGCACUGAGAGUCGCAGGAGUCUCGUUUCUGAACGCCUUCCUGAAAUCUGCUCCACGAACGCAAACCAGAUUAUAUAUUCAGGCUGAAGCCUGCGAAGCUGGACUAGAGCCGCAGGUCCUUCAAGAAUGGCUGAAAGAAUUGGACGGCAGGGAAGAGGACGCUUUAAACGAUCUUCUACAUAAGGAGGUUCAGAAAUGGUCGCACAACUGCGUGGACGUGGACGCCCUACAGCGAAGAGUCGUACGUGCCGAGGAAACUUGCAGGAUUCUCAGCAAAAAGGUUUCGGCUCUGCAAACGCAGCUUCAGCAAAUGCAACUGGAGAAGUUGAACAAUUACAACCUGGAGGAUCGUGAAAAGAUGACGGUACUGGGCACGAAGCAGUCGCCGAAAAUGUCCUCGAACGCCGAGGAUGAGGGCAUCAGCUCGUCCGAGAGAUCCAGCAGCCCGGAGAACACGAAGCAUCAGUCGCGAACGAACCAUCAGAAAGUGAACUCGUCUCCGGACAAUGAUCAGGAAACGACGAUCGAUGACGUGAUCGAGGAGCUGAGAAUCAUCGUGAAGGAUGCGGAAGAAGAGAUCGGAGAUAAGAACCACGAGCAGAAUCAGAUGGAUAGAUCGGAGCAGGAUUUUUACAACGAGAAUUCCUCAAAGGCGAAGUUACAUAGGACUAGCUCAAAGGUUUCGUUAAAUAAUUCUGAAACAUAUAUUUACGACAAGGUUCUGAAAAGAGAUCAUCAAAUGGAUGGCAAGAUCGCAAAGUCCAACACGAGUUCCAACGUCUCUCAGAGCGUGAUCAAAGGUGAACAGGUAACUUACUUUGGCAAUGAUCGAGAUUACAGUACAGAUUCCAGCGGUGGUAGAAGAACGAACGGAGACACGCGUAGAGUUUCCAAGUCCUCGGUGGAAGGAAGCGUGAAGAUCGUUGUAAAGGGACCCGACGUCGAAGAGGCAAUCGUUCCAACUAUUCUACAUCCCCAACCUCCUAGGAGGUCACCACCUUGUUUGUCAGCCAUCAUGGCAGUGAGGCAUUGUGACUUCGAUCAAGAAGAGGUAUUUAAUUCUCACGAUGAAGAUAUCGAAGAGGAAACCUUGGGCGAUGGUAGCGACUCUCUCCUUAGCGCUUCUAGACUGAAAUACAAUGGCAAAAAUCAGACUUACGAGGAACAGAUAAAGACCACCGAGAUCGAUCAUUUUCAAAAGCAAAGCAACAGGAAAGAAACAGAAAGCAGCGUCGAUGGUAAGUUGAAGAAGAGCUUCGACGAUCUUCGACGAUUCAGUGAAAGCGAAAUAAAAGAUAAGAAAACGAUUAGAAACUACGAAACAUCGUGUAACGUGAAAAGUAGAACGUCGAAUGAGACGAAAUCGAACAACAGGCAAACAGACGGGAUUUCCCAAAGACACAGCACCAAGUAUAGAAGCGAAGUGGAAAAGAGGAAGCUUCUCCGUAGAUCGGCGAGUCACGAUUACCUUGAAUCAAGUGCCUCCAGCCCGCGAUCAAAAAGAUCCAACAAGAGCAGAGUGGAGACUCAUAUCAGGAAGUUCGAGAGUCUGAAUUCGUUCGAUGAUCAUCGCAGUCUUCAAAGCUAUGGGAGACACGGUAGCUCGGAAAAUUUGAGCAAACAGGAGCAGUUCUUCGCAGAAGAGAGUUCGAAAAGUAGAAUGCGCAGAUCUGAGUCGUUUCACCAUGUAUCUCACAUAGCCAAAAAGGAUCAGUGUUCCUCUCAAGGUGGAAGCGACAGUGGAUUGUUCUACGUCACGGACUUCAAUCUUGAACCUCUGGUAACGCGGAGACCAAGAUCCAUCGAGGCUCCAAAGUCUCCCAAUCUGUUAACAAAGUCGUUGGAUAGAAUCGACGAAGGUCUGGACUCGAUGAUCGAUAUCGUGAUCAUGGAAGAGAAAAGUCAAUGGAGUUCGAAUAAGUAUCAGUCCAAGACGAAGAAGCCUCGAGAAGAAAGAACGCUUGUUAGAUCCAAGUCGAGCAGGCUGGAAGAUUCAAAAAGUUGCUUCGAAUUGGGCUCCAAGAGCAGAAAGGAAGAGUCGAAAUGUAAACACCUGAAAAGCGACGAAUAUUAUUCUGGUCACGCGAGCAACAAGCAAUUGAGAAGUGACGAAUUGUACGAGGAACAGAGAAACCGAGAAUGGAAUGAGCUUAAUUCCUCUAGGAAGCACAAUGAAUUGGACUUUGACUGCACUCCAAUGAUACUAAUGAAGAAUGGUGUAAGACACAAUUCAUUCUGUCAGAAUGAAAAUAUUGGCAACAGGUUCUCAAACAAAUCAAUGGAUUCGGGCAUUUUCGCUGGACGAACUUAUGACACAUUUGGAUUAGGAAAGAAUCGAUUUAAUGCUGGUAAAUAUUCAGGGAACCAGCAGAUGAAAGAAAGUCCAAUUGGAAGAAGAAACACGACCUCCUCUACAGGUGGAAAUCGUGGAAAAGUUACCGACGUUGUUUCGGGACUUUAUUAA